UAUUUUUCUCUCACUUCCCCUAUUACAAGUCCCAGCUAGAACACACUCUCCUGUAGCUAUUACAAGCCACUAAGCUCUUGCUGUUAACCUCGGCCCAGCCGGCAAAGAAGAACCUACUGGAAAUCGGAAGGGGAAAAAAAAAAGCAAAGUAGGAGUAGCUAGUAGCAAAGCAAGAAGCUUCCCCGUGCGCCGACUACGUCGUCAGUCACCGACAGCCAUGGACUUCGACGAGCACGACGACGGCGACGAGGAGAUGACGCCGAUGCCCGUCAGCUCGAGCUACGACGCGCCGAUGCAGCCGGCCGGGCUGGUGGCGGGACUGGGAGGCGGCGGCGGCGGCGGGACCCCGAAGCCCGGGGAUUCUGGAGGCGGGAGCUUCAGGACGCCGGGCGGCGUCGUGGUGGGAGGUGGCGUAGGCGGUGGCGCGGGGGGUGGGGGCACCAGGUAUCGGGAGUGCCUCAAGAACCACGCGGUCGGCAUCGGCGGGCACGCGGUGGACGGCUGCGGCGAGUUCAUGGCCGCGGGCGAGGACGGCUCCAUCGACGCGCUCCGCUGCGCGGCCUGCGGCUGCCACCGCAACUUCCACCGCAAGGAGUCCGACUCGCCCACGGGCGGCGGCGGGGCCGAUCCCGCCGCCGCCGCCGCCCUUUCCCCUGCUGCCAUCACCGCCUACGGUGCCGCCGCGGCGCACCACCACCACCACCAGUUCUCGCCCUACUACCGCACCCCUGCCGGGUACCUCCUCCACCAGCACCAGCAGCUGGCGGCCGCGGCGGCCGGGCACAUGCAGAUGCAGCGCCCGCUCGCGCUCCCGUCCACCUCCCACUCGGGGCGCGUCGACGAGGGCGACGACAUGUCCGGGCUGAUCGGCCCGUUGGUGGUGGCGCCCAUGGUGGGCAUGUCCCUGGGCGGCUCAGGGGGCGGCGGCCCGUCAGGGUCCGGCGGCUCCGGCUCCGGCAAGAAGCGGUUCCGCACCAAGUUCACGCAGGAGCAGAAGGACCGGAUGCUGGCGUUCGCGGAGCGCCUCGGGUGGCGGAUCCAGAAGCACGACGAGGCCGCCGUCCAGCAGUUCUGCGAGGAGGUCUGCGUCAAGCGCCACGUGCUCAAGGUGUGGAUGCACAACAACAAGCACACCCUCGGCAAGAAGCCAUGAUCGUCGAUCCUUCCUUCCCCGGCGCCGGCGCCGGCGCCAGUGCUAGCUAGGUACACUACCACCACUGAUCGCAUUAUAUUGCGUCAUCGAUCUCCUCUCCGAUCCUUAGCAGAUUAUUGCUAGCCUUUUUCAAUUUGCCUUCCUUUUAGCUAGACUAGAAAAAAAAAUGCAAGCUAGCUAGCUAGGUCCCCGUAGCGAGCAGCAGUUCUUGGAUUUAGCUAUGAUGGAGAAGACGGCCGUCGCUUGUUCUUUUGUCAUCUUUGAUGAGUAUUUUAUUGUGGUUUCUUUGGCUGUGUGUUCGAUCAUGACGUUGGUGGUGUUGGGAAGGAGGAGGGCAGGGCAUGGCCAUUUGCCGACUUGGAUCUUGGGAAUGUACUACUCGCUUUUGUGUUUGCAAUUGAAAAUUUCGAUCCUGUCUGGGGAUUUGGGU
Molecule: messenger RNA, 1583 nt
Organism: Sorghum bicolor (sorghum)
Lineage: Eukaryota; Viridiplantae; Streptophyta; Magnoliopsida; Poales; Poaceae
Product: zinc-finger homeodomain protein 2
Exons: 1
Coding region: 218-1153 (311 amino acids)
Biological process (GO): regulation of DNA-templated transcription; regulation of developmental process
Cellular component (GO): nucleus
Molecular function (GO): transcription cis-regulatory region binding; DNA-binding transcription factor activity
Source: RefSeq, a predicted model, not a curated record